Macrobrachium nipponense is the source of this 633-nucleotide messenger RNA. RefSeq lists its product as uncharacterized. The record is from RefSeq and is a predicted model, not a curated record. The coding region runs from base 1 to 633 and encodes 210 amino acids. The transcript has 2 exons. NCBI's taxonomy places the organism in Eukaryota, Metazoa, Arthropoda, Malacostraca, Decapoda, Palaemonidae.
AUGGGCACAGCACUUCUCAGCAUGACAGCAUACAACCCUGCGGCCAAUGAAAUGGUGAAAAGGGCCCACUGUUCGUUAAAAGUAGCACUGAUGGCACAGUGUACCAACAAAAACUGGAAGGCGCAGCUGCCCUUGGUCCUGCUAGGGCUUCGAACAGCACCAAAAGUGAACGGUGAAGAAUCUCUUGCAGAAAAAGUCUACAGGGAAGACUGUCAGACACAUAACUACAUCCCAGAAGGCCUAGUAACCUGUCCACACGUCUUCCUAAGAGACAAUUCCCACCACCCACCCCUAUCCAGACCAUGCAGAGGCCCAUACCAUAUCAUCACAAGAAACUCCAAGGCCUACCUCGCUGAAAUCCACGGACGUGAAAACUGGGUAUCCAUUGACAGGUUAAAGCCAACCUUCCUGAUGGAUAACGAAACCUGGGGGAAGACCAGCAGACAUCCAAGAAUUCCUCCACAAAACAAGACCUUAAGCGAAGAAACUGACAUCCCAAGACAAGGUCGAGGUCGUCCCAGGGGCCGGACUAAAGACGGCAUCCUGGCAUUCCUGCCGGAUGACUCAAUAGUCAAGACCGCCCCACGACCACAAAUAUCAAGAACUCAGGGACAGCUACUGAUACCAACAUGA